Messenger RNA from Trametes versicolor FP-101664 SS1, 735 nucleotides. RefSeq lists its product as uncharacterized. The coding region runs from base 1 to 735 and encodes 244 amino acids. The transcript has 5 exons. NCBI's taxonomy places the organism in Eukaryota, Fungi, Basidiomycota, Agaricomycetes, Polyporales, Polyporaceae. Gene Ontology annotation, cellular component: cytoplasm. The record is from RefSeq and is a predicted model, not a curated record.
AUGCCUUGCACACAACAGAUCACCUUGUACACGGCCACGUUCUCGGCGUACGCCCACAGGGCUGAAAUUGCGCUCGAAGAGGCGGGAGCGCAGUACACCCUCUACAAGAUAGACCUCUAUAUACGCGACAUGCCGGAAUGGUACACACGCGUCAAUCCUCUUAGAAAGGUUCCCGCGAUCACGUUCGGUGGACCGCAGGUGCCGCCCGACGAGCCCUCCCCCGGGUCCCAGAAGCUCAGAGAAUCGCUGGCGCUGAUCGAGUUCGUCGCGGACACAUUCCCGGAGUCAAAGCUGCUCCCGGCGGACCCCUUCCUUCGCGCCCGCGCCCGCACAUUCAUCUCCCUCUAUCACAGCUACAUCCACGAGCAGUUCAUGAACGUAUUCUUCCGCGGCGUCCCGGUGACGGACGGCUUCUUCCAGGCGUUCGAGACGCUGCAGAGCGCGCUGCCCCCCACGGGGUUUGCGGUGGGCGAAUGGUCGCUCGCGGAGACGGCGGUGGGGCCGUUCCUCGCGCGCAUUAUGCUGUACCUCGAUGCAGGGUUCGGGUGGUACAGUGAGGCGGAUCGCGAGACUAUGCGGGCGGAGUUUGCCAGUGCGCGGUUUGCGCGCCUCCAGCAGUACAUCCAGGACAUCCGCGCGCGUCCGAGUUUCGCGAAGACCUGGGGAGGGGAUGCCGUGCAAGUCGAGACGGUGAGAGCUACUCUUCCCAAGCUACGACGUGAGCGUAUAGCGUAA